GAAACACAUGUUUUCAACUGACUGGGUUGAUGAGAGUGGGGGACAGCUAAACUGCACAGCUGCGUGACAGGAAAACAAAAAGGAAACUAUAGCCUGUUGCUGUGUCAGUUUGUGAGGUUCAGUUUAGUGGGUUAAAUCACUCAGAAUUUCCAAUUUGCUCUGUUCAACACAAGAACUCAAAAGUGGCCCAUCCUCUAAAUGAGAACUGAAGGGCACCAAAGACCUCCCAAGACCAUGACCAGAAUACUAAUAUUGGUCCUGUGUGCGCUCUACUGCUGCCGAGCGGACAAUGUGGAGCUGCUCCGCUCCAAGAGAGGAACUCGUUUUUACCGAGGUGAGCCUGAGCGGAAGACAUCCAGGCGGGCACUUUUCAUUGUUCAUGUCCAGAAGCCUUCACCUUCCUUUGACCCCUCCCUACGUUGUGUGGAUAGUACGACAUCAGCCGUGCAUAGUUAUGGGGACACUUGGCUGCGAUGGAGGGGACAGCGUGUGGAGUAUUGCCGUUGUGCGUUAAGAGGACGAGAACUGUGUCACAUAGUGCCCGUCAUCAACUGCUACACAUCUAGAUGCUACAAUGGCGGGACGUGCAAGGAGGCCGUGUACUCCUCGGACUACAUUUGUCAGUGCCGCCCGGGCUUCACUGGCUCCCAGUGUGAGAUCAACACCAAAGAGAAGUGCGUUGUAGGGAGUGGGGACGCCUAUCGCGGCAUGUGGAGUAUCAGCAAGUCGGGAGCAGGGUGCAUUAACUGGAACGCCACCUCCCUCAGGGGAAAGACGUUCACCGCCAGGAAAGUGGACGCCAGCACCCUUGGACUGGGCAACCACAACUUCUGCAGGAACCCUGACCAUGACAGUGCUCCUUGGUGUUACACCUACAAAGGCACACAAAUCAUCUGGGAGUUCUGUUCCUUGCCCAAGUGUUCGGAAGAUAAAUACGAAGAAUGCAUGAGAGGGAUCGGUCUGACUUACAGGGGCACGGAGUCCGUCACUAAAAGUGGCGCCCGCUGUCUCCCGUGGGACUCUCCAGCCAUCAUGCGCAAGUACAACAAUGCGUGGAGGUCUGACGCCCUCAAAGUGGGACUGGGCAGCCACAGCUACUGCAGAAAUCCUGAUGGUGAUGCAGGUCCGUGGUGUCACACCUACAAGAACACGCGGCUGACCUGGGAGCUCUGUGAUGUACCUAAAUGCACGAGACGUCCAUCCACUACCACCCCACUGGGCCCUCGAGGUCCCACAACCAACAACAACAACAGAGGGACAUGCGGCCAACGUUUGGACAACACCCUGAAACAGCCUACCUUCCGCAUGUUCGGAGGCCGAGAGAGCGACAUCACCGAGCAGCCCUGGCAGGCCGCCAUUAACGUUUACCAGGCUCGUCUGCGCAAACAUUUCCACCGCUGUGGAGGGAUUCUCAUUGAUUCCUGUUGGGUCCUGUCUGCUGCACAUUGCUUCGAGGCCACGGACAAACCGUCAAAGUUGGAGGUCAUCCUGGGCAGGACGUUCCGCAAACAGAAUUCCAGCAGUGAGCAGAUUUUCAAAGUUGAAAAGUACUGGCUCCACGAGAAAUUUGACAAUGAGACUUUUGACAAUGACAUAGCUCUGUUGAAGCUGAAGUCGGACAUUGGCAUUUGCGCCGUGAAGUCUCCUGAGGUUCUUCCUGCAUGUCUUCCUGAAACUGGCCUGGUGCUGCCUGACUGGACCGAAUGUGAGAUCUCAGGCUACGGGAAAGACUCUGAGUUUUCUGCCCAUUUCUCUGAGCGUGUCAAGAGAGGUUUUGUUCGCCUGUGGCCCAGAGAGCGUUGUGUCUCUGAUGUGCUGUCUGGACGCACGGUCACUGCCAACAUGCUGUGUGCGGGCGAUACCAGAGGCCUGGAUGAUGCCUGCAAGGGAGACUCCGGCGGUCCUCUCGUCUGCCGCACCAACGACAAAAUGACCCUUAUGGGCGUCAUCAGCUGGGGUGACGGCUGUGGCCAGAGGGAUAAACCUGGCGUCUACACACGCGUCACCCAUUACAUCAACUGGAUUCAAAGUAAAAUGACGGCCAACCCGGUCUGAGCACUAAGACGAAAAAGAUGUGCAUUGUAUCUUAAACCAAAAUGGUGAGUGUUUGAAACUUGUUUAGAAGGUUCAAGGGACCAAGAGGAACUUCUGUCUGGAGCUCUUAACACUCACAGUAGCUCCAUGUUCUUCACUUCCUGUGCUUGAGGAGCCCAACGCGUCCGCUCACUAGUCAUGUUUUUUUUUUUACAUGCACGGAUGUGUUCAAUCAUUUUUGUCACCUCACCACAGUGGAGCGGUGUGACGUUACAGUGGUGGAGGUCAGUGGUCAGCAGCACUUGCGAUGCAAAAGGCUCAACACAGACAGACAGUUUGUGCGUCACAUACAAUUCAUAAAAUCUGCUGGUUCAGAUUCUGCUCCAUUUUUCCAUAUUUGAGGAUUCACAACUUGGACACAUGGGUAGAGCCAAGCAUGUACAUCAGCAUGUACAGAAUAAUGUCUGUAUUAUUACAUCCCCCCCCCCCCCCCCCCUCACACACACAUUUUCAUUAAUUGCUUAUCCCCAUUCAAAUAAUUUGUAUUCUUCACAAAGCUGUGUUUUUCAAACGUUUGUACUAAUUUAAUAUUUGUGUAUUUUAUAGAAACUUACAUGUGCUGUAAAUAAUUUAUUGUCUUAUAAUCAUAUCUGGUAAAAUAUAAUAAAUAUUUGGAGUUUA
Messenger RNA from Phyllopteryx taeniolatus (common seadragon), 2715 nucleotides. RefSeq names its product plasminogen activator, tissue (gene plat). The record is from RefSeq and is a predicted model, not a curated record. Gene Ontology annotation, molecular function: serine-type endopeptidase activity. Gene Ontology annotation, biological process: smooth muscle cell migration; plasminogen activation. The transcript is spliced from 15 exons. The coding region runs from base 199 to 2055 and encodes 618 amino acids. NCBI's taxonomy places the organism in Eukaryota, Metazoa, Chordata, Actinopteri, Syngnathiformes, Syngnathidae.